AUGGCUGCCGUGCGCCGCCCGUCGGCCGGGCCUCUGCUGCUGCGCGCCGCGCUCUGCCUGCUGUGCUGCGGCCCCGCGGCCGUGCGCGCCGUCCCUGAGCCCGGGCGCUGGGCAGCGACGAUCAGCGACAAAUCAGGACCUUUGAUAUUUAGAAAAAUUAUGUUUAAUUCCACUGACAUCAAGUUUUCUGUUAAAUCAUUCUAUUGUCAAGAGCCUGUGAAGUUUACCAUAGAGUGGUAUUUGAAGCAUUACACUUGUCAAAAUGAAUAUGAUAAUCUGGAUGAGCAGUUAUCAAAGUCUGAAAGUGCUGGCAGAGACUAUUGUGUUAAUUAUUUGAAGAACAGCGAAUGUUGGACAACAAAAAAUGAAAACAUAGAUUGCAACAGUGACUUACAGGUGUUUCCCUCAUUAUAUAAUAAAGAACUAAUUUCAAAUAUUGGAAAUGUUUCAAACCAGGAAGAACAAAUGGAUGUUGUUGCAAGAACACAUAAAGAUGGGUUUCACACCCUUAUUGUUUCUAUUAAAACGGAAAAAAUCAAUGCAAAAUGGAAUUUGAAUGUUUCUCUUUCUAUGAUGGGGCCGAAAGGAUAUCUCUCUGCAUCAGAUUGGCCUCUCAUGAUUUUUUACAUGGUGAUGUGCAUUGUCUACAUUUUAUAUGGCUUGCUCUGGCUGAUAUGGUCUGCUUGUUAUUGGAAAGAUAUAUUAAGAAUUCAGUUCUGGAUUGCAGCUGUCAUAUUCCUGGGGAUGCUUGAAAAAGCACUUUUUUAUGCUGAAUACCAAAACAUCAACAGCACUGGGCUAUCAACCCAAGGUUUGCUGAUAUUUGCGGAGUUGAUAUCUGCCAUCAAGAGGACACUGGCCCGCCUCCUGGUGAUCAUCAUGAGCUUGGGAUACGGCAUCGUGAAGCCUCGCUUAGGGACAGUCAUGCACCGGGUGAUCGGACUGGGGCUCCUCUACUUCAUCUUUGCAGCAGUCGAAGGCGUGCUGAGAGUUGUUGGGGCCAAUGACUCUGAUCUUGUGCUUCUGGCCAGCCUCCCUCUGUCUCUUCUUGACUCUGGCUUGUGCUGGUGGAUAUCCUUUCCUGCGGGUCCCACGGCUGCCCCUCCGGAUGGUGCACCGUCCACUGUCCUAACCCUUGUUAUAAUGUGA
This is a messenger RNA of Pipistrellus nathusii (Nathusius's pipistrelle), 1149 nucleotides long. The record is from the annotation of a GenBank genome assembly. Lineage: Eukaryota; Metazoa; Chordata; Mammalia; Chiroptera; Vespertilionidae.